Messenger RNA from Drosophila teissieri, 7720 nucleotides. It is a transcript of the gene AdamTS-A, whose product is annotated as A disintegrin and metalloproteinase with thrombospondin motifs 9. Lineage: Eukaryota; Metazoa; Arthropoda; Insecta; Diptera; Drosophilidae. Gene Ontology annotation, biological process: extracellular matrix organization; proteolysis. Gene Ontology annotation, molecular function: zinc ion binding; metalloendopeptidase activity. The transcript has 17 exons. Gene Ontology annotation, cellular component: extracellular matrix. The record is from RefSeq and is a predicted model, not a curated record. Bases 1615 to 6672 code for a protein of 1685 amino acids.
UCCCACUAGCUGAGUAACAGGUAUCUGAUAGUCGAGGCACUCGACUUUAGCGUUCUCUUCUGUUUUUAGCAUAAAUCUAUUCAUAUUACUUCUUCCCAAAGGUAGAUACUCUAGAUGCCAAGAUUGUUACUAUGUUAACACCUAAUCUUAUCGGAUGGUAACUCACGGGAGUAAUCCGCACAUGUGCGAAAAUAUCGAGCCAGAAGCACAGAGGCACAUUUAAGAGAUCGCCGGAAUGAGUUUUGAAGUCGCGCUCGGCCGCGACUUUGGCUUUCUUUUCGCCAGAGCGCGCUCUCUCUGAAGAGAGAAAAAAGAGAGAGGGAGAGAGACCGGCUGUUUUGAGUACGGAGUACGAGUAGUAAUGUAGUGGUAGUGAUAUGGCAAUGGCAUUCGCAUUCUGGCCUCUUUCUAGUCACUCGAAAAGCAUUCGCCUGGGAAACUGAAUCGGAAUCCUUAUCCCAUUCAGCCAAUCCAUGUCCCUACACAUACAAAUGCAUAUGUAUGUAUGUUGUUCAGCGGCGUUCAUAAUGCGGCGAGAGAACAGCUUUUAGCUUUCGGAGCGAUCGAGAUCGCAGAUUGCUUGGCGGUACGGCCGCCGCUACCAAGUGCGGAUCGCCGAGCAGUGUUCAGUCCGCAGCGGGAACUCAAGCGAGCCGAAACGAAACAUCGCCAGAUACAGAUACAUAUUCUGUGGUUCGCAGCACUUGGUCCAUCGGCUCGUUCUCGUCCGCUUCGUUUAUUUACGCGCGCGCGUUAGAAUUAGCCAACUGCUUGAGUUCCACUUGUACUCCAGUUGUUACUCCAGUUCUAGUUCUAGUUCCAGUUCCAAUUCGAAAUCCAAUUCCAUAUACUAGUGUAUCCUGGCCAGCCAUGUCGGCCAGAUAGCGACAACGACAACGACAGCGAUAGCGAUAGUAUGCGAAGCAAUCGGCGCGUUCUUGUGAACUCUGACAUGGUGCACAGUUGUGGGACAACCUUCGCCACCGAAAAGUUUGCAAAAAUAGUCACUGGCCGAAAGCGAAAAGAAAGCCAGAAGCGCAGAAUGCCAAAGGUGACCAAAGGUGACCAAGUUAAUGGUGCAGCUCGAAAGUGAAUGCAAUCGGCGCGAUGUGUGAAGUUCAAGCUUAACAUUGGCCAGCCACGAAUAAAUUCUGUGAUUCGGCAAAAAGAUUCAUCAUGAGAUCGUACAUAGGCUAGAGCAGUAGUACUAAAGUAGUUUAUCUAGCUAAUCGCAGCCAUAAGUGUGUGAGUCGUUUUAAUACCCACGAGCCGUAGCCGUAGCCGUAGCCACAGCCGUAGACUUCGCGUUUCUGUUCGUAAUUUCGCAUUUUUUGGCGGGUGCGGUGCCCACGGCAACGGAACGAGACUGUCGCAUUUCAAUUAACAAAAUAAGCAAAGAGCCAAAGAGCCAAAGAGCCGUAGAGCCAACAUAAGUGUAAAGAUACAUAUACGAGUAUCUACGAGAUAUAUGUACAUACUUAUUGCCGCACAUACGCACUGUGGAUUUUGCUGCUCUUUCGCGCGCAUUUUUGCACGUGCCAUUUGCGAUUUGGGAUUCGGGAGAUUGGACUUGGGAGAUUGCUAUCUUAUCUGGUCAUCGCCAUCGCCAUCGCCAUGCCGGAUGCCGGUUCACUCGCAGCGUCCGCCGGCGGCCAGGAGGUCGAGUGCCAUCGCCUGCUGUCGGACUUGCCCGCCUUCGCGUAUCCCAGCACCACACUGCGCUCCACCACUUCCGGUCACAGCACACGCACGAAUAGCACCACCGUGUGCGAGUCCCCCGGUGCAGGGGAUCGUGGCUCCUCCUCCACCUCCUCCAACGCCUCCGAUGAUGACGAGGAUGAGCGUGCCCUUGAGCGCUGUCUGCGGGGGACGACGGACGACCUUGGGGAGGCCGGCCUGCGGUAUUCGCUGAAAGGACCACCGCCGGAGCUCUACUCGGCCAAGAAGGACUUCAUCAGCAAGGGACCGCUGCUGGGCAGACAGCUCGAGGUGAAGAAGAGGUGUGAAUGGUGGUUCCACAAGUACCUACAGAAGAUGUCCACCCACUGGCGGCAGAACGCCUGCCUGUAUGCCUGCUGCAUCGCCUUCCUGCUGGGCAUGUUCCUCAUGUUCCACCUCGGGGUGCUAGGUGCCCAUAAGGGCAAGCAGGAGUUGCCAUCCAUCAGUCCUGCACCUGCUCCUGCUUCUGCACCUGCACCACCAGUCACGAUCCAUCCCAGAAGGUUUGACAACGACACCGCGACGGACCACGAACCACCCGAUGGCCUGGAGGAUCUGGAUCUGGACGAGGAGGAGGAGCACAGCGUCCUCGUGACGCCCACCAAGGUCUACAACUACAGUCUCAGCGAAGCUGAUCUGAUCUACGAGUCGAAGCGCAACAGCGACAUCAGUUUUCUGAAAGAGUCCUCAUCGGCCUUCAGCAUGACGGGAACGUAUCGCAACAUGUCCAACGAGAUCUGGGACCCGCAUCCGCAGUACAACCUCAAUGUGUUCGGUCGCCAGUUGCACUUGGUGCUGCGGCAGGACGCCUCGUUCGUGCACAACCACUCGAUGCCCCACAUCCGGAUACUGAAGGAGGGGGAGGAGCAUCCGGGGCCGGAGACGGAGGCGGAGCAGCGCCACCUGGGCUGCUUCUACUCCGGCUACGUCGAGGACGAUCCGCACUCGAUGGUCUCCGUCUCACUGUGCGGCGGCAUGACUGGUUAUAUCAAAACGAGUUUCGGCGCGCUGCUCAUUGAGCCGGUGAACCGGACCAGCAGCGAUGAGGUUCUCCACCGGGUCUUUCGGAAGUCGCAGCGCAAUGCCAGACACGCUGUCUCCAAGCUCGAGCUGGGCCUGGACGCCUUCAUGAGCAAGCUGGAGCAGGAGCAGGAGCACCAGGAGGAGGAGGAGGAGCAGAGAUCCAGGAACCGCAAACUGAACCGAAAGAAGCGACACUACGCGGACGUGGACAACCAGGUGUACACCCUGGAGGUGCUCAUUGCCGUGGACAACAGCAUGAAGCAGUUCCACGGCGAGGACCUGCAGCCCUACAUCCUCAUCCUCAUGUCGAUCGUGUCCAGCAUCUUUGCGGACGCCAGCAUCGGUAACUCCAUUCGCAUUUUGCUGGUGCGACUCAUCAGCCUGCCGAAUAUCAACGACCAGACGCAUUCCAGCAACGAAAUGCUGAAGCACUUCUGCCAGUUCAUCAACCAGUCCGGAUACGAAAGGGACACCGCCAUGCUGAUCACCCGCGAACCCAUCUGUGGCAGCGUGCCGGGCAAGAUUUGCCACAUGCUGGGCCUGGCCGAGCUGGGCACCGUUUGCAGCUCCAGUUCCUGCUCCAUUGUCCAGGACACCGGACUGCCCACCGCCUUCACCAUGGCCCACGAGCUGGGACACAUCUUGAACAUGAACCACGACGACGACGACAAGUGCAUGCCGUAUGUGACCAGGCAGAACAACAACAAGGUGCUCCACAUCAUGUCCAGCGUGAUGGGCAUCCACAUGCAUCCGUGGUCGUGGUCCAAGUGCUCCCGCCACUUUGUCUCCGAGUUUCUCGAGAAAACCGACAAGUCCUGCCUGGAGACCUCCGUGGGUGGACACAUUCCGUACGGCACCGAGCGCCUGCCUGGAGAGAUCUACUCCCUGGACGCCCAGUGCCAGCUGAGUUUCGGCAACGACUUCGGCUACUGCCCCACGGACGAGGAGUGCAAGCGGUUGUGGUGCAACCGCACCUCCGGCAACUCCAAUGAGCAGUGCGCCUCCAGCAAUCUGCCGUGGGCCGAUGGAACGCCCUGCGGCGCCAGUGGCCACUGGUGCCAGAGGGGCCGGUGUGUGUCGAACAAGCUCGGAUACGGACGCCAGGUGAACGGCGGCUGGGGACCCUGGACGCCGUUCACGCCCUGCAGCCUCACCUGUGGUGGCGGAGUGCAGGAGUCGCGGCGGGAGUGCAACCAACCGGUGCCGGAGAACGGCGGCAAGUACUGCACGGGAAGCCGCAAGAAGUACCGCUCGUGCAACACGCACCAGUGUCCACUGGGCAGCAUGGAUCCGCGCGAGCAGCAGUGCUAUGCGAUGAACGGGCGGAACAUGAACAUUCCGGGCGUGAACCCAGACACCAAGUGGGUGCCCAAGUAUGAAAAGGAUGCGUGCAAGCUCUUCUGCCGCAUGGACAUGAAGGUCACCUACUUCAUGCUCAAGAGCAUGGUCACCGACGGCACCUCCUGUGCGGUGGACAGCUUCGACAAGUGCGUCAACGGCAUCUGCCGGCCGGCGGGAUGCGACAACGAGCUCAACUCGAUUGCCAAGCUGGACAAGUGCGGCGUGUGCGAGGGUCGCAAUGACACAUGCCACGAGGUAACCGGAAACCUGCUCGUCUCCAAUCUCCGGGGGCUAAACGAUGGCAAUGAGCCGAACAAGACCCUCUACUAUGUGACGCGAAUACCAAAAGGUGCAUCCAACAUUAUCAUCACCCAGCGCGGCUAUCCCGACCAGAACUUCAUAGUACUGACCGAUGACCGGGACAACGAACUUCUCAAUGGCAAAUUCCUAAAGACCUAUCCACUGAAGUUCGUUUAUGCCGGGGUCACGAUGCAGUACACCGGAUCCAGUAGUGUGGUGGAGCAGGUGAACACGACCUACUCAUGGAAACUGUCCCGUGAUCUCAUAGUACAGAUCAUCUCGCUGGACGUGAGUCCGUCGAAGCGCCAGGACACUGUCCUGAUGUCCUACUCCUACACCAUCGACAAGCCACAGGACUACGAGGCGGAGGUGGAGAUCUAUCGCUGGGAGAUGCAGGCCCCCAGCAACUGCGAUUCCCUCUGCGAGGGCAGGAGUCACCGCCAGCCGGCCUGCAUCAGCACCACCCAGGGUGUGAAGGUUGCCCCACAGUUCUGCGACAAGUCCGCCAUGCCGAAAGUCGAGGAUCGGGCUUGCAACACCGACUGCCGCCUUAAUCUCACUGUGACGAGCAUCUCGGAGUGCUCGGCCGCGUGUGGAGAACUGGGCACCCGGGAGAAGGCCUACGCCUGCGUCCAGACAUUCACGAAUAUGCAGCGGUCCAAUAUCGUGGACAUGUCCUAUUGCAAGCUGAAGUUCGAUGUGGCCUACCACGAGGAGUGUCGCGAGGGAUGCUGGCGCCUCUCAGAGUGGUCCACUUGCUCCAAGUCGUGUGACACUGGAUCGCAGCAACGUGAGGCCCACUGCUACCUGCACAACGCCCGUGUCAGCGAUGAUCUUUGCAAUCCGCGGACCAAGCCCCAUUUGAGCGCCCUUAUCAGGAUAUGCAACACCGAGUCCUGUCCGACAUAUAUAUCAAGCACACUAUAUAGGGCACCCACAGUUAGUAACUGGGUGAUUGGAGAAUGGGGCGAGUGCAAUGAGUGGUGUGAGAAGACUCGAUCCGUGAGCUGUUCACAUCCCUACGGCAUCGGCUGCGGGAGCAGAAAGCCCAAGGACGUCCGCAAGUGCUGCCACAUCAAGUACACCAGCGAUUGGACAGACUGCUCGGUGCAAUGUGGCGAGGGCGUCAAGAGGAAGAAGCAAAGCUGCACGCGGGUCUACAAGCCGGAUGUGCCGGGUACCCGGAAGCGGCGGGGGGACGGGGGCGAGGCCUACUGCAUUAGCCGAAAGGGGCAUCGCCCCAAGCUGCGCACCACCACCAAGUCCUGCAAGAUCAACUGCAAGUGGAACGCCUCGGACUGGAGGCGUUGUCCUGCCGACUGCUCGGAGGACUACCAAACGCGGGACGUGCGCUGCGAGACCUGGCAGGGUGACGGAGUGGAGGACAAGCACUGCGAUGUCAAGAAGCGCCCUUCCAAGCGACGCAUCUGCAACCACUGCGUGCGCCGAGAGUCGAGAGUCAUCUCGCAGUGCAACUGCGAGGGCGUGGAGAAGAGGCGGGACUUCUGCUUCAACACGCACAAGGGUCGCAUCGCCUGUCCCACCCGCGCCAGGGUGGAGCGGCACAGCUGCACUCCGCCGCCACAUUGCCGGAGGAGGAGUGCCAUCGGGAGCAGCAUCAGCAGCAGACCGCGGGGCACGGGAUUGAGUAGCAGCCGGAGCUUGAAUGCAAUUGGAGGUUCACGGAAUCGGGGAAGGCCGAGGAGCUGUGCGGACCUGAAGGAGAUGCACGGCUACAACGAGGAUGGCAACUAUCAGGUGGAGGUGAGGUCGCGGAUGGUGCACAUCUACUGCCACCAGAUGAACAGCCGGACGCCGCGGGAGUACGUGAACGUGGAUCCGCAGGAGAACUACUCCAUCUACUACGAGUACAGGACGAAGCAGACCAACAGCUGUCCGCCGGAGUCGCGAGCCCACGAGUACUACAACGACCAGAACUCCGGCCGCACGCACUUCAGGAAGCUGCGGCUGAACAUCACCGAUCUGCGCAUCCUGGACAACGACUUCCAGUUCGCCGACGUGCGCGGCCUGCCCCAGAAGCUGGGCUCAGCGGGCGAUUGCUACAAUCGCAUUGGCCAGUGUCCGCAGGGCGACUUCUCCAUCAACAUGAAGGACACGGACUUCACCAUACGGCCGGGAACCGUGUGGCGCAUGCAUGGGCAGUACUCGAUCAUGAAGCGCAUCAGUGAGUUCGAUACCACGGCGCAGAUGCGAAGGGGAUUCUGCGGAGGAUACUGCGGCGGUUGCUACGUCGCGCCCGAUUCUGGCCUUUACCUGGACGUGUUAUGACUGAAACCACUGAGUAGUCAGCGGGAAACUUUGUUUGACCUUCCCACGGUAAUCGGGUCUACGUCCCGGGAAGGACCAAGGGUAAAGUUAAUCCGAGCAUCCCAGCAUUUCAGGGUUACCCCAGCCAAGAAUUACCACUACGGAGAGUCGUCGCUCUAGCCAACGAUGGUUGAAAGUAUUCUCGAAUAUUAGUUAGGAUACGAGUAUGUAAGCCUUAGCCUUAUCGUGUCGAAGUAGCCCGAACAAAACAACCAUAUACCAUAUACCAUAUCGUCUGUAUAUAUACUUGUAUUUCACUCGAAAUUAGUAACUAGAUAUUAUUGCCAUGUAAUGUAUUAAGUAUUGUAAAUACUAGAGGAUGUGAGCCCCUAACUUUUAGCAACUAGGGGUUAUCCAUAUUGUACACCACCAUCAAAGGUCGCCGCUCAGAUAAGCCCAUGUGCCACGUAUGCAGUGAUGGAAGGAUCCUUUGCCUAGGUAACUCUUACCCUACCAAGAAAUGCAUUUCAAACGAUGAAUAAGUUAACAUACACUUACACUUACACCUAUACUUUCCUCCACACCCACCCACCAUUGUAUUCCCCGGAACAAGACUAGGCUAUAAGAAAUGGCACCUCUUCCAUCACUCACCAAGCGAAAGAACGAAGAGCUCGACUAAACUAGUGCAAUGCCGGUCUGUACAAUAGUUGUAUUAGCUAAGCUCCGCGAUUAGUUAGUUAAGAGAUAGAGAGAGAGAGAGAGAGAGAAGCUCGGAGCAAAUGUAUGUGUAACUAAAACGAAUACUCAUAUUAUUUAGGAUACCCCGAUCGCGAUCGCACAAGCCAAACCAAACUAUUCAUCGAAUCGAAUUAACACAUUGCUGCUGAUUGAAUGUUAUCACUGCCAGAUUUUCAACGUUCAAUCGAUUGUAUCCCCAAUCGCCUAAGUCCCGGUACCAAGUAUCCUCGCUGUAUUUUCAUUUACGAGUAACUAGCUAGGCUAAUGCAACACCAAUGUUAACAAUUAACUUAAUUUAAUGUCAAUUAAAGGAAUUUAAAGCUGUUACCAA